AUGAGCAAGAACGUGCGCUUUUUGGUGGAAAGUUUCAGCAUGGGCUACUCAAAUUUAAGUAAUUGUGAUGAUGGUACUACGGAGAGAGGCUUCCACGGCGAUGGCACCGACGACCAGCCAUUCGUCUCGGACCGCGAGAAGAUGUCCGGAUACGAAACCAACCUCUACCUCUACUCCGAGGAGAUGGAGGACCGGCCGCGGGUGUCGACGCUCAUCUCCUCGCUCGCCAACUACAGCAACACCAUCCCCGCCGCCACCGACCCCGACGCCAAGCCUGCGCCGUCCGCGCGCAUGGGCACCCUCAUCGGCGUCUACCUGCCCUGUAUACAGAACAUAUUCGGCGUCAUCCUCUUCAUCCGUCUCACCUGGGUCGUCGGCACCGCCGGCGCCUUUAUGGGGUUCCUCAUCGUGCUCACCUGCUGCUGCGUCACAAUGCUGACAGCCAUCUCGAUGAGCGCCAUAGCGACCAAUGGUGUGGUGCCAGCGGGAGGCAGCUACUUCAUGAUCUCACGCUCGCUCGGUCCAGAGUUCGGCGGUGCGGUUGGCAUGCUCUUCUACACGGGCACCACGCUUGCCGCAGCCAUGUACAUCGUCGGUGCAGUCGAGAUUGUCCUCACAUACAUGGCUCCAAGUGCAUCCAUAUUUGGUGACUUCACCAAAGAUGCGAGCAUCAUGUACAACAACUUCAGGGUGUACGGCACUGGUCUGCUGAUGAUAAUGGGCACCAUCGUUUUCAUCGGUGUAAAGUUUGUCAAUAAGUUCGCCACCGUGGCACUUGCCUGUGUGCUACUCUCCAUCCUCGCCGUAUAUGUAGGCAUCUUUGUGAACUUUAAUGGGAAUGAACUGUUGCCCAUGUGUGUACUUGGAAAACGGUUACUAAAGGACAUCAAUAUACAGGAUUGUAACAAGACUGUAAAUGGCCCCCUGUACAAUAUUUUCUGUACAAAUUCAUCAACUGGUGAAGUUACUUGUGAUCCUUACUUUGAAGAUAACAAUGUAAGCAAAGUUCAAGGCAUCAAGGGGCUUGCCAGUGGAGUCUUCCUAGACAACAUUUACAACAGUUUCUUAGAGGAAGGGCAGUUCAUUGCAAAAUCUAAAGAUCCUGAUGAGAUCGAGAGACUCGACAGACCGUCAUACAAUCAGGUUUAUGCUGAUUUAACAACUUCAUUUACUAUUUUAAUUGGUAUCUUCUUCCCAUCAGUGACAGGCAUAAUGGCUGGAUCAAACCGUUCUGGUGAUCUAGCAGAUGCACAGAAAUCAAUUCCAGUGGGAACCAUAUGUGCCAUACUCACCACGUCUACAGUGUACCUCUCAGCAGUACUGCUGUUUGCUGGAACUGUUGACAACCUGCUCCUUAGAGACAAGUUUGGGCAAAGCAUUGGAGGAAAACUUGUAGUGGCAAAUAUUGCCUGGCCUAAUCAGUGGGUCAUCUUAAUUGGAUCAUUUCUGUCAACUCUAGGAGCCGGUUUGCAGAGCCUCACAGGUGCACCCAGAUUGCUUCAGGCAAUCGCAAAAGAUGGAAUCAUCCCUUUCCUAGCACCUUUUGCUGUGUCAUCUAGUCGUGGUGAACCUACACGAGCACUAGUUCUGACGGUGCUCAUCUGCCAGUGUGGUAUUUUAUUGGGAAAUGUUGAUUAUCUUGCACCUCUGCUCUCUAUGUUUUUCCUAAUGUGCUAUGGAUUUGUCAACCUUGCUUGUGCGUUACAAACACUUCUUCGCACACCUAACUGGAGACCGAGGUUUAAGUACUAUCACUGGUCGCUGUCAUUUCUUGGACUGUCACUCUGCAUAGCAGUCAUGUUUAUGACAAGCUGGUAUUAUGCACUAGUGGCAAUGGGAAUGGCUGGAUGCAUAUACAAGUACAUUGAGUACAGAGGAGCGGAGAAAGAGUGGGGUGAUGGAAUUCGUGGUCUAGCACUGUCAGCAGCACGUUACAGUCUCCUACGGCUUGAAGAAGGGCCACCUCAUACUAAGAACUGGCGACCACAAAUUCUUAUCCUGUCUAAGCUCACUGAAGACCUUGUUCCAAAAUAUCGAAAAUUAUUUGCAUUUGCAGCACAGCUCAAAGCAGGAAAAGGGUUAACAAUAUGUGUAUCUGUAAUUGGAGGAGAUUUCACAAGAAACAGUGGGGAGGCAAUGGCAGCAAAGCAGAGCUUACGUCGCACAAUGGAUGAAGAGAAGGUGAAAGGAUUUGUUGAUGUUCUUGUGUCUCGCAAUAUCACCGAUGGUCUGAGCCAUUUAAUUCAAACUACAGGUCUUGGUGGUAUGAAGCCAAACACAGUCAUCCUUGGUUGGCCAUAUGGAUGGCGACAGUCAGAAGAUGACAAAACGUGGCAUGUAUUCUUGCAGACAGUCCGUAAUGUGGCUGCUGCUCGCAUGGCAUUAUUGGUACCAAAGGGAAUCAAUUUCUUUCCAGAUUCAAGUGAGAAGGUUGUUGGAAACAUUGAUAUAUGGUGGAUUGUGCAUGACGGUGGCCUUCUGAUGCUACUACCAUUCCUUCUUAAACAACACCGCACCUGGAAAAACUGCAAAAUGCGCAUCUUCACAGUGGCACAAAUGGAAGACAAUUCAAUUCAAAUGAAGAAAGAUCUUAAGAUGUUUUUAUAUCAUCUUAGGAUAGAAGCUGAGGUGGAAGUUGUUGAAAUGGUGGACAGUGAUAUAUCGGCCUACACUUAUGAACGAACAUUAAUGAUGGAGCAACGUAACCAGAUGUUGAGGGAACUGCGGCUCAACAAAAAGGAAAGCCUAGGCGUUGUGCAAACACUUGUAGAUUUCAACGAGGUACCAUCGGAGGAGAAACUGCCUCUGGUUCAGGCCAUUGUCGAUCAUCACCACAACGUUGAUGUGAAGACUGCUACAAAAGUUCGAUUCCAAGAGCCUGGCAAGGAGGGAGCUGAAAAGAAAGCUGAAGAGACAACUGAGGAAGAGUCAUCUAAAAAGCAAAAUGAAGAUUGCUCUAAUACGAAAGAAAAUGAUGGUGACAAUAAUUCUACACACUCAGAAUCCCAAAAGCCUCAACAGCAGGAAAAGCCACAAGAAAAUAAGUCUCCAGAAAAUUCAACAGAUGUCAGCAAUAAGCAGGAAUCAGAAAAGGGCAAGAAGGUCCAAAACAUAACACCUGAUGAAGGCAAUGUACGGAGGAUGCAUACAGCAGUUAAAUUGAACGAAGUAAUCGUCAACAGGUCUCAUGAUGCACAGCUCGUCAUCCUUAAUCUUCCAGGUCCACCAAGGGACACAAAAAUAGAAAGAGAAUCAAACUGUAUCCUUUCUAAGUUUAUAACUAAUUUAUUUGACCACCUCAUAGUUUGUUUGUUUUCUAAUCAUUUGUCCCAAAAUUAUCAUAAAUUUGUAGCUGUUUUGUGUAUUCUAUAGAGAAACAAGAAGGAUGGUAUAUCAUAUGGACUGUAUUUGUUACAGAA
Messenger RNA from Schistocerca nitens (vagrant locust), 3419 nucleotides. It is a transcript of the gene kcc, whose product is annotated as solute carrier family 12 member 4. Gene Ontology annotation, biological process: potassium ion import across plasma membrane; chemical synaptic transmission; cell volume homeostasis. Lineage: Eukaryota; Metazoa; Arthropoda; Insecta; Orthoptera; Acrididae. The transcript is spliced from 20 exons. Gene Ontology annotation, molecular function: potassium:chloride symporter activity. Bases 1 to 3372 code for a protein of 1123 amino acids. Gene Ontology annotation, cellular component: membrane. The record is from RefSeq and is a predicted model, not a curated record.